Paralichthys olivaceus (Japanese flounder) is the source of this 1615-nucleotide messenger RNA. The record is from RefSeq and is a predicted model, not a curated record. NCBI's taxonomy places the organism in Eukaryota, Metazoa, Chordata, Actinopteri, Pleuronectiformes, Paralichthyidae.
AUGAACUUAAAUGAUUUAUUUUCUCUGCAGGCAGAAAACUGACAAAGCCACACGCCUGAGCAGCAUUGGUGAGAAACUGUUGUGGUUUCAGGAACAGUUGGAUCCAGCGAAGACGACGUACACCAGGAGAGACGCUUGUGACGUUAUCGAGAGGUACCUGCAAAGAUUCGAUUCUGAACUGGAGCAGAUCGAGUUGAUGAACGGGAUCAAAGGUCGUCAGGGUCGUCUCCAUGGAGCCAGAGAGGCUGUCAUCAAACAGACCAUCGAGCGGGAGCGAGCGCAGUACGAGGGAGUGGGAUUUGAGAUCCCAGACAUCAUCAACACAAAGCAUCUGAAAACGUUCAGAGAGUGGACAGGAGAUCUGAAGAAACUUCCAAACAUUAAACUACGAAAUGUUUCCAGCAAAGGUCUGGACGCAAAUACCGAGAAAGAAGAGAAACACGCAGCAGCAGCAGCAGCAGAAGAGAAAGAAGAGGAGGACGAAGAUGAUUUGGAAGACGAGCAGGGGGAUGAGAUGAAUCAGAUGUCGGACUCUGACUAAUUCUCUGAAUUCUGGGAAACUUUACAUCAAACACCUCCAGCAAAGACUGUUUGUGAGAAGAUGCGGCUGCUCCACUACUGUCCAGGAGGUGGCGCCAACAUCCCACAUAUGGAAACUUCUCCUCUCAGUUUGUCUUUUUCUAAAUUUCCUGGUUGUUUAAAUGAUGUAACAUCAGCCUGUGAGGGGUCUACAUUCAUUGUUUAUUACAUAAACAUAAUGCAUCAUGUGUAACCUGAAUAAUCCAGUUUAUCCAGUAAGAGAUAGAAAAAACUAUUUUCACAAAGACGUUGAGUGCUCUACAUGAGAGAAAAUUGUAUUUUUGUGACUUGACUGUGACUCUGGUUCAAAAACCAAACUGUAGAAAAGUGGACGAGUGUAAACAACUAUUGUCUUCAGCAGACUGACGCUCAGUCAGUCGCUCACGGCCUCCGUUCAAACUGAGACACAAACAGUUGAAACCCAAUGUCAAACGUGAACAAAUGGAAACAGUGAAUUCAAUCAUGUGUGACAGACGUCGCAGGAGGACGUAAAACUGCAGUCAGAGACAAACGUCACCACACUACUGGAGGUUCACUAUUUUAAGACAUUCAUAACUUUCCUGCCAGUAAAUAACUUUUCAAAAAACAUAACAUUUUCAAAUAUUUAGAUAGAACUAAAGAAACAGUUUCCUCUAGUUAUAAAAUAUAUAUAGAGACUUUGGUGUCUGAAGACCCGAUGGUCCAAAGUGAGAGAAGACGUCAGUAGGCUUCAAACUAAAACCUUUGUUUUUAACAGCAUCAGAAAUCCUCUUUAUUCACAAAGCAAAUGUAAAUGUGUGUGUGUGUGUGUAAAUCUCAAACGCUUGUUUUCAGUUCUUCACUCGUGUGAACGACAAUGAGGAGACUUGAAAUGGCUGCUUCAGAAAAUAACAUCAAGUCUUUACGUCUGUGCACGUGUGAAGUGAGCGACAAACGUGUGACAUAAACAGACUAGUGUGUGUCCACUGUCUACAUCUGCCCCUACACACAAAUCCAGAUGUGUUUUCAUACAUAUAAAUGGAUGUAACACUAUGAAUAGAUUAAACGUGUGGAAAAA